GAUGGCGAGUAUAGAGUCAGCUGCCGGGGCCACGAGAGAAGAUUCUGUCAUCUGGCAUCUUGUGGCCGCCUUUAACACUCACACGGACAACAGAGUGUGUGUGUCCCAGCCACGCCCUGCCCCUGCGUAGGCGAGGAGGGAGGGAAGGGCCACGCUGCACAGAGAGGCCAGCACACACCAACACUCACCACACACCAGCAACCUUGUGUAUUGCAGAAAGACACACCACAUCCACACACCAUGCUGGCGGGGUACAGCCUGCCGUCGCUCACCACGGUGGUGUGUGGGCUGUUUGUGGCGUACAUCCUGCAGUCGGUGUGGACGCUGGGCCAGCUGUUUGUGCACCCUAGCUGCCCCACACCAAGCCACUGCUACCAGCCACUCAUUGCGCAGAAUCCCCAGCUGCAGCUGCUGGCCUUCACCUCGCUAUCCCGCGCCCCGUCACACCCCCGGGAGCUGGAGCUGCUGCACCGAGUCAAGCACUUCCCCUACGACAGCCCCCGGGAGGACCAGCUAGAGGUGCAGCUUCCCCUCAGAGUCAGGAACAACGGCUCCUUCUACCUGCACCUCUUCCUCACUCCGCCUCAUGUCUCGCCGGAGGACUGGAGUGGCCUGGCUCAAGGGGAACACUCUGUCUAUGCCUUCUCCUCUCUCACUGAGUACCAGGUGCCGGAAGCCUCCACCUUCAGUCUGCUGGGGGAUGACAAGACUGCUGCAAAGCAGGACAGCAGCAGCAGCAGCAGUAAGAGCAGCAGUGGCGGCAGCGGUGGUAAGAGCAACAACCAGCACAAGUCUGGGCGGCCGGUGACACACUUCCAGUCCCAAGUGACCUUCAACAUCCUGACUGACCCGGUAGGCCUGCCCCGCCAAGACCUCCCCUACGACCUGGGUCACGCCCUCAGACUGGACUCCCGUGGGCGCUACCUCCCCAUCCUGCACGUGGACACCCUCAGUGCUCGCCUGCGGGACCUGGUGGAGGUGACGCCCACACUCACCCACACCAACUUCACCCUCAAGUAUGCCCCCAUCUCCUACGGCAAGCUGAGGCUGUGGAUGCAGUUCGAGGGGGCACUCAGACCCAUGGCAUCUCUGGGCUUCAGUGCAAGGGACCUGGAUGACGUCAAAGUAUUCUCUGACACCAGCUUGUAUUUCCUCUUUGUGACCUUCCUGGUGGCUGCCCUGCAUAUGCUCUUUGACUUCCUAGCCUUCAAGAACGACAUAGCAUUUUGGCGAGGGCGGCGGUCUAUGGCUGGGCUGUCCCCGUCCUAUGUUGCGUGGCGGGCCAUCUCCCAGGGCAUUGUGUUCCUGUACCUGCUGGAGGAGAAUACAAGUCUGCUGGUGCUGGUACCUGCUGGGAUUGGAGGUGUUAUUGAGCUGUGGAAGGUGACCAAGGCGUUCCACAUCCGCUUGGAGGGGUGGCGGCCGCGGGUGGAGCAGGUCAUCAGCUCCGGGGAGAGUGCCACGCGGGAGCUGGACUCUCAGGGCAUCCGCUACCUCAGCUACCUCCUCUACCCCCUGUUGCUGGCUGGUGCAGGGUACUCCCUCCUCUACACACCCCACAGGAGCUGGUAUUCUUGGGUGAUCAACUCACUGGUGAAUGGAGUGUACGCGUUUGGCUUCCUGUUCAUGUUGCCGCAGCUCUUCAUCAACUACAAGCUGAAGAGUGUGGCCCACCUGCCCUGGAAGACCUUCAUGUACAAGGCUUUCAACACCUUCAUUGACGACCUGUUUGCCUUCAUCAUCACCAUGCCCACCGCCCACCGUGUCGCCUGCUUCAGGGAUGACGUGGUGUUCCUCAUCUACCUCUUCCAACGAUGGCAGUACCCGGUGGACAAGAGCCGUGUUAAUGAGUUUGGCGAGUCUGGUGAGGAGGUGGCACAGAAGACUAAGGAGGAGUGAGCACCCACCACCACCACCACCACCACCAGGGCAGGCUGUGGCAGGGUGUUCAUUGGCAGGAGCUGUGUGGGUUCCCUGUGAGGCUCCCAGUGUGGUGAGGGAAGUGCUUCUCAUAGGGUUGUUUUGUUGUGGCAGGAAUCACAGCGGAAGUUUUGUAUGCUGGUGUUUAUCAAUGUGUUUAUUUAGUUUUGUUUGUGUUUCUUUCGUGUGUUGAGUUAGUGAUGGAAGGACAGGCUUCAACAACAUGUGCUGAAACUGUCAUCUUUUUUUGUAUUUAUUUAGUUUCUUUCUUUUCAUAUUUGUGUUAUUUCCUGCAUUUAUGGUUUGUGGGGUUUUUUCCACUGAUUUUUAUAUAUUUAUUUAUUUAUUUUUUUUCAUUUUAUUUAUUUUUUAUUAUUUCCUGAAUACUUUUUUCUCAUUCCAAAGACACACACACGUGUUCCUCACAGUGAGGUGAGGUGAGGUGUGUCAGUGUAUUGGAGGCCGUGUCCUCCCGACCAAACCUUUGUCUUGGCUCAAACUACUCAAUAAUUCUACUGUUAGUGGCACAAUGUAGUGUUGUAGUGGCUCUUCUGGCCUCCAUUUAUUUAUUGUGUGUGUGUGUGUGUGUGUGUGUGUGUGUGUGUGUGUGUGUGUUUUCCAUUAUGGAGAGUGGUGGUGGGGUGGUGAGGCCAGGAGGGACUGGUGCAAUGGUGCAGUAGGGGCAGAGUGCCCUGGUGUGUAGGGUGUUGAGGUACGGCUCGUCCCUCCAGGUCGACACAAGACAAUCAAACUUCUCUCUCGUCGGCUGCUGCUGACCCAGCUGGCCCCUUGUCAGGUGAAGGUGAAGGGAUGUGUGUGUGUGUGUGUGUGUGUGUGUUCAAAAGGCGGGAUGGCUUGUGUUGUUUCCUUUGUGGAGUGUUGGGCAGACCUUCCGUACUGCUGCUCCCUUGGCCGGGGUGUUGAGGGCGGUGCACUGACAGACAAAAGCUGUGGCGUUCCCAUUUUCACUCAUGAAGGAAGGAAGGCAGAACUACCCAGAAUGAUUUGUCUUCCAGAUUACUACUUACUUGAAGCUUGUAUUCUUAGACACAAAGGCAGAUGUCUGGUGGCAUUAAUGAUGAAAUGGCACGUGCUGGGGAAACCCGGCCAGGGCGUCCACCAGCUAAGGGUGAUCAGGAUCAGAAUAGCAGGGUGUGUGUGUGUGUGUGUGUGUGUGUGUGUGUGUGUGUGUGUGUGUGUGUGUGUGUGUGUGUGUGUGUGUGUGUGUGGCAUCAUUGGAUAGGUGGUGGGUGGAUGGAGUGUCAUGGAGGAUGUGGUGGGGUGAUGGGGUGAGGGGAGGAGGAAGCUAAGCAUGGCAGUGUGGUGAGUAGAGGUGGAGUUUGUUAGGAUGUGUGGGGAGCAGGAUGAGGAAUGGUUGAAUGAUAAGUCAACAAGUCAUUGUUAUUGGUGGAAGUUUGUAAAGGCAGGUCCAGGUGGUUCAUAAAGACCCUGGAGACCUGGGGCUGUGUUGGGAGACUGACCCAACGAGCAGCCCAGCGGCCGGGAUCAACAAGGCUCACACAUUGAAGUUUGCAUGGAACCUUUGGAAAAGGUUAAUCAUUUGUCUGUUGUUUCCUUUUUUCCAACCAUUUUCUCACUUGCAUGAUUUCCAUAGGUGUAGUUGAGCAGAUUGUUCUGUAGGCAUAGUGCUUUGUAAUGUUGAGUGUUUUACCUGGAGAAAUAGUCACCACAUACUUAUUAUACAGUAGGGUUAGAUAUAGCCAUCAAAUUAUUCCCUUUAUGGCAAUGUGAACCUUGAGCACACCCCAGGCCACUCACUCUCCCACCCACCCAGCCACUCAGGCAUCAGGGGAGGAGUGCAGGCACCAGGCACUGGUGUGGCAUGCGGUGCUGGUAUCACGUGGGUGUUGCUGCCAGCUGGCCAGUGUGGCUGUGCACUGUGGCUGUCUUGGCACACUGCUGUCUCUCACACUUUUGUCUGUCAUUGCACUCCCUGUCGGGUUGUGUUGGUGGCGGGAAAGGAAAAAAGAGAAAUAUUUUGGAAUAUUCAGAGUUUGUUGCAUAAUUGAACAUUCCACUUUAGGAAUACUACUACUAGAGUCAUAAUAAAAUAUUCUAUAUUUAGAACUAUAAUAAAAACUUAUAUUUGUGUCGUUACGAAGAAGGAACUUUUUCACUACUAGAGGUACUGUAUCCAGUGCUUGCUUUCUCCCAGGCACCAAUUUUUCAGAAAGACGUUCACUUCCUGCAAAUGUGAAUCAAAUCAGGAGUGUUUCCAGCCUGUCCUUGAUAUUCAUUUCUCAUCAGACUUGAAAGAAUAAUGCCUAGCGUGUCACUCACAAAGCUUCACCACACACUCACAUUGGAGAGUGCAAGACUUAAUUAAGGACAGGCUGACAAUAACACAUCUGAAAGUUUUCACUAAAUACAAGUAUUAGUGAAAACCAUUCCAGCAAAAUGAGUGAAUUUAAUAUAUAUAUAUAUAUAUAUAUAUAUAUAUAUAUAUAUAUAUAUAUAUAUAUAUAUAUAUAUAUAUAUAUAUAUAUGAUUUAUGUAUGUGUGUGUGGUUGUGUUAAGCUCAUGUUGCUCACUUCCCUGUUUACCUUAGCAGUCUGCCACAGUACUCAUUGCAGCAUCAGAAGACCCUUUCCCUCAAUAAAGAGACAAACCAUCCA
This is a messenger RNA of Portunus trituberculatus (swimming crab), 4556 nucleotides long. Its product is annotated as cleft lip and palate transmembrane protein 1-like protein. Gene Ontology annotation, cellular component: membrane; endomembrane system. The record is from RefSeq and is a predicted model, not a curated record. NCBI's taxonomy places the organism in Eukaryota, Metazoa, Arthropoda, Malacostraca, Decapoda, Portunidae.